Gaeumannomyces tritici R3-111a-1 is the source of this 954-nucleotide messenger RNA. Its product is annotated as carrier protein YMC1. The transcript has a single exon. Gene Ontology annotation, biological process: mitochondrial L-ornithine transmembrane transport. Gene Ontology annotation, molecular function: L-ornithine transmembrane transporter activity. NCBI's taxonomy places the organism in Eukaryota, Fungi, Ascomycota, Sordariomycetes, Magnaporthales, Magnaporthaceae. The coding region runs from base 1 to 954 and encodes 317 amino acids. The record is from RefSeq and is a predicted model, not a curated record.
AUGGCAACCUCGGCCGCCGACGUCGAAAGGCAUAGCCGAAACGCACCGCCGCCGCCGUCCGAGUCGUCGGCGGGCCUGCAAACGGCCAAGGACCUGCUCUCGGGGGCGGCGGGCGGCGUGGCGCAGGUGCUGAUCGGGCAGCCCUUCGACAUCGUCAAGGUGCGGCUGCAGACGACGGCGGCGUACCCGUCGGCGCUGGCGGCCGCCACGUCCAUCUGGAAGAACGAGGGCCCGCUGGCCUUCUACAAGGGCACGCUGACGCCGCUCCUGGGCAUCGGCGCCUGCGUCUCGGUCCAGUUCGGCGCCUUCCACCAGGCCCGCCGCUGGUUCGAGGCCCGCAACGGCUCCGCCGGCGGCGACAACGGCGCCCCCCUGGGCUACGGCCAGUACUACGCGGCCGGCGCCUUCGCGGGCGUCGCCAACUCGGUCAUCUCGACCCCGAUCGAGCACGUGCGCAUCCGGCUGCAGACGCAGCCGCACGGCGCCGCGCGCCUGUACUCGGGCCCCGUCGACUGCGCCCGCAAGCUGGGCGCGGCCGCCGGCGGCGUCCUCCCCGGCGUGUACCGCGGCGGGGCCGUGACGGUGCUGCGCGAGGCGCAGGCCUACGGCGUGUGGUUCCUGGCCUUCGAGUGGCUCAUGGCCGCCGACGCGGCCCGCAACGGCGUCGCGCGCGCGGACGUGGCCACGUGGAAGGUCGCCCUCUACGGGGGGCCCGCCGGCGAGGCCCUCUGGCUGGCCAGCUACCCGCUCGACGUGGUCAAGAGCAAGAUGCAGACCGACGGUUUCGGCCGGCACAGGCGCUACGCGAGCAUGCGCGACUGCUUCGCCCAGACGUGGCGCGCCGAGGGCGCCAGGGGCUUCUGGAAAGGCCUCGGCCCCACCCUGCUCAGGGCCAUGCCUGUCAGCGCCGGCACCUUUGCCGUCGUCGAGAUGACCAUGCGCGCUCUCGGCUGA